AUGUAUGUCAUGUUCAUAACUACAAUUCAUCUACAAUAUUUGAUCAUUGGUUUAUAUUUGAUUUUGACUUCUGGUGUUUUACUUGUGAAAGUUGUAAAACCAUUGAAUAAACUAUUAGAUUAUGGUAAAAAUACUAGAUUGAGUUCUGAUUCAGAUUCAUCUGUCUUAGUCAAUUUUAUUGCUAAUAAUGCAGUUGUUCCAAAGCUGUGGUUUACUCAUUUUUACAUUUGUUUGUUUACAUUAUCUACAGCUACUUAUUUUCAAGAAUGUCAUAAAUCAAUACUUGGAUUGAAUGAUUCGACAACAUAUAAAAAUUUUCAAAUUAUCAAUAAAUUACUUAUGAUUCAAGGAUUUAGACGAAUGUUUGAAAGUUUCUUCGUGACUAAAUUUUCCCCAACAUCAAAAAUGAACAUUAGCCAUUAUGUUGUUGGAAUGACUCACUAUGUCCUAAUCGGCCUAGCUACUUAUCUGGGAUUAGAAAUGAAUUGUGGUAGAAGUGCUACAUUUACUGUUUUAGAUUAUGUCUUAAUGACUAUUUUUGGAGUUGCUUCAAUUCAACAAUUUAAUGCUCAUUAUUACUUAGCUAAUCUUCAAAAAUAUUCAUUACCAAAAUUCAAAUAUGUUUCUUCACCCCAUUACUUUUAUGAAAUAAUAUUAUACACUGUAUUGAUGGUUUUCAGUAUAAAAAGUGGAUUUACAAAUACAUCACUAAUGUUUAUUGCAGCUUGGAUAUUUGUUAUUACUAAUUUAACUAUAACUGCCUUUGAAACUUACAAUUAUUAUACAUUGAAAUACAAAGAAGAGUUUAAAUUAAAGUAUGCUAUUUUCCCAGGUUUUCUAUAA
This is a messenger RNA of Lodderomyces pseudojiufengensis, 843 nucleotides long. It is a transcript of the gene DFG10, whose product is annotated as putative polyprenol reductase. Lineage: Eukaryota; Fungi; Ascomycota; Pichiomycetes; Serinales; Debaryomycetaceae. The transcript has a single exon. Bases 1 to 843 code for a protein of 280 amino acids. Gene Ontology annotation, molecular function: 3-oxo-5-alpha-steroid 4-dehydrogenase activity. Gene Ontology annotation, cellular component: endoplasmic reticulum. The record is from RefSeq and is a predicted model, not a curated record. Gene Ontology annotation, biological process: polyprenol catabolic process; dolichol-linked oligosaccharide biosynthetic process.